AUGUCACGAGAUUCUGAUGACCGAGAACCACUGAUCAACAACAACCCCCAACUGCAGACCUAUUAUCGCUCCCUUGAGUCCAGAAUUGGCUACCGGCUGCUUUUGGGUGGCACACGGCAUUUCGGUUUUUACGAAAAUGACACCUGGUGGCCAUUCCCUCUUAGCAAGGCUCUCCGCACGAUGGAAGACAAGUUAGCGGCAUCCCUGGAUCUUCCGCCGGGCUCUUACGUUCUCGAUGCGGGGUGUGGUGUAGGCCACGUUGCGAUCCAUCUAGCAACGAAUCAUGGAUACAAGAUCCAGGGAAUUGAUGUCGUCGAGCAUCACCUACAUAAAGCGAAGCGGAAUAUCGCUCGAGCAGGUCUCACCGAAAGUCAAGUUGCGGUGCGCAAAAUGGAUUACCACCACUUGGAAGCCUUAGGGUUUCAAACAUUCGACGGCAUCUACACUAUGGAGACAUUUGUCCAUGCCACAGACCCUGAAGCGGUUCUAGCUGGAUUUUUUGAUGCGUUACGUCCUGGGGGUCAUCUGUCAUUGUUUGAAUAUGACCAUGAGCUUAGCGAUGGUUCCGCAGGAGCAAUGGCUCAUUCCAUGCGCAAAAUUAACGAAAUCGCGGCUAUGCCGACAAAUACUAUAUCACAUCCGGGUGUUUACCAGCGGAUGCUUGAAGAUGCAGGAUUCACAGACGUGGUCGUCCGGGACUACUCGGACAAUAUAAAGCCAAUGACGCGGUUGUUCUACCUGAUCGCCUACGUCCCCUACCUCAUCGUCACUUUUCUUGGCUUGGAGCAUUAUUUUAUCAACACUGUCGCAGGAGUUCAAAGUUAUCGGGGCCGCAGGCAUUGGCGCUACCUGGCUAUUUCAGCUACGAAACCCGGAGCACCGGUGGAGGCAGCAAAAGAUCGCUGA
Messenger RNA from Aspergillus terreus NIH2624, 906 nucleotides. RefSeq names its product SAM-dependent methyltransferase. Gene Ontology annotation, cellular component: endoplasmic reticulum. Bases 1 to 906 code for a protein of 301 amino acids. NCBI's taxonomy places the organism in Eukaryota, Fungi, Ascomycota, Eurotiomycetes, Eurotiales, Aspergillaceae. Gene Ontology annotation, biological process: ergosterol biosynthetic process. Gene Ontology annotation, molecular function: sterol 24-C-methyltransferase activity. The record is from RefSeq and is a predicted model, not a curated record. The transcript has a single exon.